AAGACACACUUGCAGAUAAUGACGAAGAGUUAGUUAGCACCGAUAGUGCAUCAUUUAUUCGAAAUGUUUUAGGUUCAGAAUUUGAAAUCUAUGAUGGUGAUUUGCCCUUAAUCACCACUCCAAUUGAGAUUGAGAUGGCAGUUGCAGAAAAAGAGUUUUUAAAUGUGAUAGAGGUGGAAGAUAUAAUGAGCGGCUUUCAAGACCAACACUAG
Racocetra fulgida is the source of this 212-nucleotide messenger RNA. The record is from the annotation of a GenBank genome assembly. NCBI's taxonomy places the organism in Eukaryota, Fungi, Glomeromycota, Glomeromycetes, Diversisporales, Gigasporaceae.